AUGGCUAAAAAUGCUGAGGAAAUGAGAAAGGAUCCACCGAGGUAUUUCAAUCACAUGAAGUACAGGACUAGAAUAUUAGUGUUCAUGCGUAUGAGAUGGAAGAGAUUCGCUUACAUUGGAUUGCUUAUUAUGGCCUUCAAUGUGCUGGCUAAUGUUUUUGGCUUUGUUUUCGCUAGAAUCGAAAGAUCUUCAAGAAAGUAUAAAAAAAUUUAUCUUCAGAACAAGCAUCCUCAUUUAAUGGGUUAUUAAUCUGCAUUUGAUACUCUAUAUUCACCAAAGAUUAUAUCUCAAUAAAGUACUGAUAGGCUGUGUGAUACAUUUACUAGAAUAGAUAGAUAUCUAAAGCAUGGUGUCUCUAGGCAACUUAUCAUAAAUGUCUUACAGAGGGUAAAUAUUUAUAUUUAUACGUGUUAGAUUGGAAGAUUGACAGAAGAAUAAUAAAAGAAAAUAAUUGAUGGCUCAAAGCAGAAAACACUUCAAGGAAAAUUACUGAGUCCUUUAACAAUGAAAGAAUAUUUGGAAUUAGUAGAAUCCAAGGUAAACUUUAAUAAACAAAAGGGUACAACUGAUGAACUUUAGUUUAUUCAGGAAUUUUUGAGUGUGCUUGAAGUUGAAACAAUUAAUAUACCUUUCUCCGAAUAAAGUACUAUUUUGAUGAGUAUUACCAGCCAGAUGGCUUCAGCAAUAGCAGCAAUCCUUAUCAAAAAAAUAGUUUUUUAGUUGAGUAUAAACGGGAUAAAAGUUUCCUCAUGGGUAGUGGGGCAAUAGGAAACAAAAAUCUGA
Stylonychia lemnae is the source of this 783-nucleotide messenger RNA. The record is from the annotation of a GenBank genome assembly. Lineage: Eukaryota; Ciliophora; Spirotrichea; Sporadotrichida; Oxytrichidae.